AUGUCGAGUGAUCUGAAAACUUCAUUCGAGUUAGAACCCAACCCUUUCGAGAGGUCUUUUGCCAACAAGGAGCCUAAUGACUCGAGCCUCCUGGCCCCCAAGAACCCCAGCACCGACCUGACCUCCACGUCGUCGUCAGCCAAGGCAAACAACAAGCACAACUUGCACAUCCCCAAUCUUUCCACCUUGACCCACCAGCCACACACAAAACUCCCAGGAAUCACUCCUCCUCUAUUCACUCCUUCAGGAAGACGAUUACCUCCUUUGGGUCUUUCUCCUGGGAGCCACUUGACCAACCCCGAGACUCCAGGCUCCAACCUCUGGAACAGCUUAAUAAGUGCUACCAAUAACCCCAGCUCGCGCAAUAAUACCAAUAACGGAACCCAACCCGCCAACCCCGAGGGCGACGCUGAAGCAUCGGCCCAUCCAUUUUCGUCUAACCAGAACAACGGCUUUAACCAGUUUGUGAACUCUAUCAGGAAAACGGGACUCACUCCUAACGAAUCCAACCUUCGUUCAGGAUUAACCCCAGGCGUUAUAAACCAUUCGUCGUUCCCCUUCAAUUCGGUCCCAGGCUUAACCACCCCAGGUGCGUUGUUAAACAGUCCAAUGACUCCUGGCCUCCUGAGUCUUCUUGGUAUGACCAACACGGGCCAGAGCAUGCCUUUGGCCAAUAAUAACCUCCAACAGAAACCACAACAGCCCAAUCCUCAACUCAGACAGGAACAAAGAGGGCCAAAUGUACACGAAGAACAACAACCAUUACCACAAAGCAUGCAGAUAAACCAGCCACACUACGACCAGAACAAUGUAGUGCCACCUCAAGCACUCACCACCGAAAACCAUGUGGGAGGGUUUGCCAUGCCGAAAAUAAGAGAAGCAGAGGACACAUCCACGUCGCCAGCUUCUCAGUCCAGCAAGCGCAGCGCCGAAAGCGGAGAACGAGAGAACAAGAAACAGAAGACAGAGCCCAAGAAGAGGGCCACUGGCAAAAAGGUCACAACCAAGGUCAAAAAGGAUCCAGAAGCCACCAACAACGGCAAGGUCGAAAGCGACUCUCCCGAUGGCGGGCCCUCGUCGCUGGCAGACAAGCGCAAGAGUUUCUUGGAGAGGAACAGAGUGGCAGCGUCCAAGUGUCGUCAGAGAAAGAAGCAGUUGAUCCAGAAGAUGGAGGACGAGUUGAGCUUCUAUUCCACGGGCUAUAGGGAGUUGUCUGCGCAAGUGAGCCAGUUGCGGGACCAGGUGAUCACGCUCAAGGGGGUGUUGGUGAGCCACAAGGACUGCUCGAUGUUGGCACAAUCGGUGGGCGGAUUUGAAGCGCUCAACAUGAUAAUACAGCAGGCCAACUAUGCCACCCAAGUCACUGCCAGUAGCCAGAGCAACGUGACCUCGAUCCCCAGCACCAUUCCAACCACCCUCAACAACCCUCGUGAGCCUGUGCGGCAGGCUCCCAGUGCCCAGUACCAAAUACCUCCCCCAGCACCUACAGCAGCAGUGGGUCCAGGCUUGCCUAUGAAUAUCAACGGCCAGGCCCCUGCGCAGCUGCAACAGCUGCCAGCGUCCAAGGACGUCAGCAACACCACCAGCAACUCCACCACCGUCAAUAUGCCCCACGCCCAGAUGAACAUGGGCGGUCAGGGAGUCAUAGACAUCCCCAGCCACCACAGCGUGACCGACUUGCCAGCUUCCGUGGCGAACAACGCAGCCAUGAUGGCGAAUAACUACGCUAGUGGCGACUUGAGGGCCAUCAACAGCAUGUCGAAUUUAGCGGGAAUGAACCAGCCUCAGCGCAAGCAGGGCCCAGUGGACAACGGCUUGCGGCCUGUCAACAGCAUGGUGGACUUGCAGCUGCACCAGUUCCAACAGAACGUGCCCCAGACGGGGUUCAGCGGGUUGAUAGCCCAGUCUCAGGAGUAG
Messenger RNA from Suhomyces tanzawaensis NRRL Y-17324, 1917 nucleotides. It is a transcript of the gene SKO1, whose product is annotated as Sko1p. Gene Ontology annotation, biological process: regulation of transcription by RNA polymerase II. Bases 1 to 1917 code for a protein of 638 amino acids. The record is from RefSeq and is a predicted model, not a curated record. The transcript is spliced from 2 exons. Gene Ontology annotation, molecular function: RNA polymerase II cis-regulatory region sequence-specific DNA binding; DNA-binding transcription factor activity, RNA polymerase II-specific. Lineage: Eukaryota; Fungi; Ascomycota; Pichiomycetes; Serinales; Debaryomycetaceae.